Messenger RNA from Paramacrobiotus metropolitanus, 2860 nucleotides. Its product is annotated as 1,25-dihydroxyvitamin D(3) 24-hydroxylase, mitochondrial-like. NCBI's taxonomy places the organism in Eukaryota, Metazoa, Tardigrada, Eutardigrada, Parachela, Macrobiotidae. Gene Ontology annotation, molecular function: iron ion binding; monooxygenase activity; oxidoreductase activity, acting on paired donors, with incorporation or reduction of molecular oxygen. The transcript has 9 exons. The coding region runs from base 343 to 1929 and encodes 528 amino acids. The record is from RefSeq and is a predicted model, not a curated record.
GUCUGGGCUGAUUCGGUGAUAAAAAUGCCCGCAGACCGGCUAUAAAACCAUCUUCUGUGUUUCGUUCUCCAUCGCAUCUGAUCACCCGGUUGUGGCUGUUAAAAGACGAGAAAACUUUUUUUCUUCAGCCCAAACUCGUGGCGAUAUUUGGCGAGUGAGAGGAGAACCUGCACAGAGAGAUCUAAUCGAGUGUGUGCUGAUCGUUUGUUUCACGGGAUAUUUCAUUGUGUGUGGAUUUAUCCGCUUGCGCAACCGCAUAUCUGGCUUUUGUGCACCCUCGAUCUACACACUGGAACAGACAGAGCCGCGAACCGUCGAGCAGCACACAGAGAGCGAGAGAGAAUGAUGACCACACGACCAGCACUGUCGCUGGCCCGACUCUGCCCGCAUGCCGCCGCCGCGGCUGCGGCCCGUAUGCCGAACGCCAGCCUGGCGAUGCUGGAUGGCAGUACGGCGGAGAUGAGCGUCAACACCACCCGCGGCUACGAAGAGAUCCCGGCGCCCCGCGGCUGGCCCGUCAUCGGGACGGGCUUGUCGGCCGUGUGGAACGGCGUCAUCACGCGUCUGCACGAGUACAUUGAUAUGCGCUACCGCCAGCUGGGACCCAUCUACCGCGAGAAACUCGGCAACAUCGACGCCGUCUUCCUCUUCGACCCCAAGGACGUGCAGACCGUCUUCAGGCGCGAGGGCAAACAUCCCAACCAUUUCAUCCCCGAAGCCUGGACCAUGCAUCGGGAUAUCACGCAGAAACCCCGUGGAUUGUUUUUCAUGGACGGCGAGCAUUGGCAGAGCCGGAGGCGUGUCAUGAAUCAGCUGUUACUGCAUCCGAAAGUGGUCCCCCAGUAUGCUGACCGCAUCAACGAUACCGUCGACGAUCUCAUCGCCCGCUGGUCCACCAUUAAGAAAGGUCACGACAAUGUCGUGGACAAGGUGGAAGUGGAGAUGUUCAACUGGUCCAUUGAGUGCAUUGGCACGGUGAUAUUUGAUCAGCGGAUGGGCUGCUUAAGCGAGAACCGUCCGAAUGAUAUUCAGCAGUUCGUCCGUUCCAUACAGGAGAUUUUCCGCACAACGAUGAUCCUCACCAUGAUUCCUCCGAAAAUUGCGAAAUUCCUACGUUUACCUGUCUGGAAACGAUUCCUGCAUUCGAUGGAUUUAUCUCUAGCAAUUGCCCGAAAAUAUAUUUCGAUGAGCAUUGAGCGUGUGAUGGCGCGGAUGGAUGCCGGCGAGAAUGUCAAUGAUUUCUGCUCGGGUAUUCUGGCGCAUAAGGACUUUGAUCUCGAUGAGGUUGUCCGGUUAACCACUGAUCUCUUCGCUGGCGCAGCUGAUACGGUGUCCAACGCCAUGGCUUGGGCGUUGUAUCUCAUCAGUCAAAAUCCCGCGGUACAGGAGAAGAUUUAUCAUGAAGUCAGCCAGAUUGUACCCGUCACCGGACAGAGCAUCACGCCCGAGAUGCUCAAACAGAUGAAAUAUGUCCAGGCCGUUAUGAAGGAGACUUUAAGAUUGUACCCGGUGGCACCGUUUCAUACCCGGUAUCUGGACGAAGAUAUCACCAUCAAGGGCUACAACAUUCCAGCUAACACGCUGAUAAUGAUGGGAACGUAUUCCAUGGGACGUGAUGAGAAGAAUUUCGAACGCGCCAGCGAAUUCAUUCCCGAACGCUGGUUCCGUGAUCGCAGCGAUCCCGAUGACCGGGAGAAUAAUCUUGUCGCUAAUUACGCCACCAUGCCCUUUGCUUUUGGUCCCAGAUGUUGUGUUGGUCGUCGACUAGCGGAAACGGAAAUGCAUAUGCUUCUUGCAAAGUUAGUGCAAAAGUUUAAAAUAGAAUACGCCAGCGACAAACCGGUGGAUAUCGACUUGCGCAUGAUCACCGCGCCCAAACAGUCCAUCAAAUUGCGCUUCAUCGAACGCCAACCGCAGCCUAGCGUGUAAAAUUUAUAUAUGCGCGUAUGCACAGACAUCGCGAUAUCGUACCAACGGGAACUCCAUAGCCGAAAGUACCUGCGAAAAAAACGAUAAUCCUAAAAACCCAUAUAAAUUGGAUACGCGGAUCUCAGCCGAAACAGAGUGCGCCUCGUUGGAUUUGUUGGGUGGUGUUUUUUUAUACAUAAUGCAGCAGUGUUCUCGCCUCAUUCCUCCUCGAUUCAGCGAUCUCCCCCGAAUAUAUAUAUUUGAUCACAGCGAUAUUUUUUAUAUCUCUCUCUUUCUCAAAUUCCCCCGUCAUUUCUCCCGCCGGCAACUGCAAAUGACCUCGUGUGGCAAGUGGCCAUUUUUUGAUCAUUCUGCCUGUACGAAUCUCUCCAGGAAUUCCGAGUCGCAUUCGGCGCGAUUCAUCUGUAUCUGACCCUUUCCGGCUUUGUAUGUGGCAUUCUUCCUGGUGUUUUCGGAAACGGAAACACUCUCUUUUUGUUUACUAUGGGAUAGACUAUGGUCUUGCUGUAUUUAUGCCUUAUUUAUUUAUUUUUUUUUGUUAAAUUUUCUCCGGUUGUGAUUCGCCCAGACAUUCGGCCGCGGCGUGAGAAUAAUUUUACCGGGUUCAGUCCGGGGGAAUUUGUUCGACUUCAUGCCUGAUUCGGAAUGCUGAAUGAGUGAUGCAAUGGUCGAGAAAAAAAUGGGUUUUUAUGAUUGUACACUGUUAAAUUACAGUUUUCAGAGAUCUAUUAUUGAUUUACAAUUAGUUUUGAUUUGUUGUUGGAUUUUUCUGGAGAAAUUUAUUUUUAUUGUGUGCACCCGCGUGUCCAUGCGGUUUGUCGUAAUUUGUCUGGUUUGUGUUGGGCAACGGUGGUCCGUUUUUGUACUUGUCGCUGUUUUUUUGCCUGUAAUUUUUGCUUGUGCAUGAUGCUGGAAGCAAAUAAACAUUUGA